Entamoeba invadens IP1 is the source of this 987-nucleotide messenger RNA. RefSeq lists its product as hypothetical. The coding region runs from base 1 to 987 and encodes 328 amino acids. NCBI's taxonomy places the organism in Eukaryota, Evosea, Mastigamoebida, Endamoebidae. The transcript has 2 exons. The record is from RefSeq and is a predicted model, not a curated record.
AUGAAAGAAAAGGAAACGAAAUUUAAACAAACAAAAACAAAACCGAACGAGACUGAAGACAUAGUUAUUUCAACUCAAAAACAAAAUUUAUUUAAUAUCCAAAAAAUUGAAAGGAUGACAUCAAGUCAAGGAGAAAAAAUAAAUAUAAAUUGUCAUAACAAAGAACGAAAAGAACAACAAGAAAAAUGUUUGAAACAACUGGACUUUUCAAAUGAAAAGAAAAUGAUUGAAUUUGACACAAUUAUGGAACCAAAACGAAAAAUUCCAUUUGUAGAUUACAACACUUAUUGGUGUUGUUCGCGCGAAGUUAAUGAACAUAAAAAUCGUGUUUAUAAUUGGUUGGGAUCUUUCAUAUUUGAUGAUUUUAUCAAUUCAAAUAAAAUGAAGUUGAGUCAACUUGAUGUGGAGUGUUGGAACACUUUCGAUCUUUAUUUUAGAUCAAUUGAAAAGGUCGAUUUUUGUUGGGACAAGAAGAGUGUAUUAAUAAUACCAACAUUAAUUAGAAACAACCAUUGGGUCGCUUUUAUAUUUCUAAAACGUGAUUUAACUUGGAGUCUGUUUUACUUCGACACACUUCCUCAAAAUAAUAAAAACAACACAACAAUACCAACUGAUAUUGAUCCUCGAUAUUUUAAACUUUUCGGAGACUUAUUUGGCAACUAUUCAAUAGAAAAAACGACAGUGAUGAUUCAAACGAAUGGAUGGGAAUGUGGGUAUCGAAUUGUAUUUUUUAUUCAUAAAUUGUUGUUGGGAUGUUCAUUGUACGAUAGUGUUAAAUACAACAAAGAAGAGUUUAUGAAUUUCGUUGAAGAAUUUAAAAAAAUGUAUCCAAAUAAUGAUUUCAUGUUUGUUUCAUUGCAUCAACCGACUUUGUUUGUAUUUAUUUUACCAAUUACUAUAAGAAGGUGGGUUGGUUUCAAAACACAAAGUGACUUAGUAGUUCUUAUGUUAUUUUAUGUGUGUCUAGACUGUUUUCGAGUAAAUUAA